Molecule: messenger RNA, 1383 nt
Organism: Alternaria postmessia
Lineage: Eukaryota; Fungi; Ascomycota; Dothideomycetes; Pleosporales; Pleosporaceae
Exons: 2
Coding region: 1-1383 (460 amino acids)
Source: RefSeq, a predicted model, not a curated record
AUGCCUGCUGAACGUCGAACCUUUACUUCGACCAGACCGGUCAAGACCGAGCGCACUCAUGAAGAGAACCAGGAGCGUGCUUACAUUGCUGCCUCGCGCCGCAGCGACCGUAGUCUAGAGGCUCGCAUUGAGUCGGCACGCAGGGCUUCUGAGAUUCACAAGAAGCGUACUGGCCGUGCUUUGCGUGUGACUGAACAGGAUGUCAUCAAUGAAGAGAUGUACGAAGAGGAGGACGAUGAUCUGCCCACCCAGUACCAGCGCUUGAAUGCGCAUCUGCACACUACCUCUGUCAUGUUUAACAAGAAGCUCCAUGAUUACAUUGCGACACAGCACGGUGUCCGAAACAUGUUCAUGUCGCAGUACCAAAAUCAAGGCCCGGCGUUCCCACAGUUUGGUCAGCAGUAUCCAGCCAAUGGUGCUUCACUUCCACAGGCAAACAACUGGCUUAACCCUUCCAUGCUACCACCACAACAAUUCACACCGGCUUCUCCUCAGAGUUUCCAGCAAGCGCAGCCGUUCAGCCCGACUUCUACUCAACCACAACAGGGCUACCGUCAGUCACCGUACCACAUUCCUCAGCGGACCCAGUCUCACCAGCGCGCUCUUUCGAUUCAACUGCCUCACGGCGCAUCGCACUUUGAUCCAUCAGCUCAGCCGGCAAGUGCAGGUACCACGCCACAGACCGAGCUCAACCGAAGACUGUCUCUACCACCGCAAGCUUUCCAGCAAUCAAACCAAACAGUAGAGCGACCAACGCGCCCUUCGCUAUCGCGUUCGCCUACUGCGCAUUCGCUUCAACAUCGCCAGUCAUCUUCACCACAGACUGCUUCGCCAAAUGCGGCUUCAGUCCAUGACGCUGCAACUGCUCAAAGCGACCCUAACACGCCUACUUCCUAUUCUUACAGCCCAACGAACUACCCAUACAGUUCGCAAGCACUUAACUCAAACCCUUUGACCUUGUCCAUGCCACCUGAGUCACAGCAGUUCUUGGGUUCCGUCCUCGAUCAGAACGAUCCUCGCACUGCUAUCUUCAUGGCUGGUAGCGACAAUCUUCCUCAGCCAUUUGCUCCAACCUACACCUACAACCCCAACAAGGUUACACGGACACCGAGCAGCGCAAGCAUGUCAGAGAACGCUACUGGUUCCGCUCAGACUCUAUCCUCAGGUCUUAAUCUGAAGACUGAGCCCGUCUCUGAUACCACAUCAUUAUCAAUGCCGAGCGCUAUAUCCGAUGGUUUUUACUCCAACGAUUCGUUCUUGACACCUGGCAAUGGUGACUACAGUGCCUUCUUCGACUUCCAAGGCGGUGAUUUUACACAGUCCUUCGAUGACCAGUCCGCGAACGACCAAGACAACGGCAAUAGCCUUGUCAACUGGGACUAG